UGCCGACUAAUCUCCGUGCUUCACACGGUGGUCCAGUCCACUGUGCGUUCUCCGCCAAACCAAGCGAUUAUCCAGCGUUUGCAUGCCUCGGUACUGGAUAGGGCGGAUCUGCUUCUGUGCCUGUUCACCAAAAAUGACAGCUUAUCUUCACUGGAACUCAGGCGAUUGGGAGAUGUCAUUCGUAUCACCACAGCUGUCUGUUCUGAAGACCAACAGAAUCAGCUGCUACUCUCCUACGAUUACCCUAAAACAGAGGCAAAUGGCUCCAAAGUGAUGAUGAUCUUGUCUUGGUGUUCCAUUCUCUCGGGUCUUCGAUCGAAGGUAGUUCAGUCCGUUGGACACCUACGCUCUAUCGAGUGGUUGUGUACUACAUGUCAGAUGAUCCAAGGCCUAUCGCAAGACGGAAUAACUCAGUCCAUUCUUUCCGUUUUGUGCAUCGCUGCAGCUGAAGCAUUUGCCUCAGUAUUGAACAAAGCUCCUGAACCGCUAGAUACUGCUACUCUAACAGCCGUGGAUACCGUCGCUCGUUGCUUAUCGGACCGUUCCGCAGAUGAUCAUCUUCUUGUUCUUCAACCCUGGUUGGGUCUUUUCAGCUUGCGCGCCUUUAUCGCAAAUCCUGGCUCUACUCGUUGGGUUCAUACACAGUCGCUGGUUACGUUCAUGGUUCCAACAAAUGUGUCAGAAGCCGUUGCGCUGCAAGUGAUUAGUAAUGAUGGUCUUGAGCAUCAUAUUCUCGCGUUGAUCGAAGCCCCGCAACCGGGUUCCGUAUUCUCCGAAGAAUGUCAUUGGCAAAGCACUAGUCUGGUGGCACAGAAAACAUUUUGCCUGAUGGAUGCUUACCUGUCGAUGUGGUUAAAAUUGUGUGCAAGCAUCCCGGAGCAAGCGAUUCUCACUGAAAUGCAAACGGCAAUACGUUUCAGUUCAUACGCUGUGAUAUCUUCUAAUUCGGCAUGUGCACAGAACAACGGACUGAGCCUGCUGUGUGUCUUGGCCGACAUUGCCGGUUCCAAGGCCGGAAAUUUGUGGAAAGCACUGUCUCCUGGCGAUGUGGACGAUCUGUUUGCCGCCUUGCCAAGGGUGGUCGAGAAGAACGAUUCUGGUUACGUGAAUGCCUGUGAGAUUCUGUUGAUCGGUGGAACAUGUGUAUUUGCUUUUCAGUGUCCCCUACAAAAACUGCGAACGAACGCUGAUACCCGGAUUGCUGUUGCUCGGUGUUUACACUGCCUGCACAAAUUGCCCCCGGAAAUAACCACCCGUCAUCAGGAUGUGGAAGUCAUGCCUUUACUGGCUAAGUUGAUUGAUGAUCCAAACCGAGCGGUUCGGUUCGCCGCUGUUCAUACCCAGAACGAAUGGCUAUUGUAA
This is a messenger RNA of Echinostoma caproni, 1362 nucleotides long. The record is from the annotation of a GenBank genome assembly. NCBI's taxonomy places the organism in Eukaryota, Metazoa, Platyhelminthes, Trematoda, Plagiorchiida, Echinostomatidae.